Molecule: messenger RNA, 453 nt
Organism: [Torrubiella] hemipterigena
Lineage: Eukaryota; Fungi; Ascomycota; Sordariomycetes; Hypocreales; Clavicipitaceae
Source: the annotation of a GenBank genome assembly
AUGUCUGGAGGAGGCGACGCUACCCUUUUCGAGGAGACCUUUACGGUCACCGACUACGAUCAGUCCAAGUAUGAUCGCGUUGCCCGCAUCUCUUGCACAUCGAGCGACUCGCAGACGAUAAUGGUCCUCGACAUCAACAUUGAGCUCUUCCCUUGCUUCACCUCCGACACACUCCACGUUAUGCUUAGCACGACGCUCUCUCCCGAUGGCACAAAAGAGGAGGACAACAAGGGCUGGCGAGAUGUCGGCAAGGCUGGUGAUGCUCCCGCCACGCUCGCCGAUCUCUACGACUACGUUUGCUACGGAAAGAUUUACAAGUUUGAGGAGACAUUUGACGGCACAACAAUUAACGCCUACAUCUCCUACGGCGGUCUUCUCAUGUCUCUCCAGGGACCUAUCAAGAAGCUGACCCCCCUGCGAGUCGACAACGUGUAUUUAUUAAUCAAAAAAUAA